Messenger RNA from Ahaetulla prasina, 1919 nucleotides. Its product is annotated as interferon-inducible GTPase 5-like. The transcript is spliced from 2 exons. NCBI's taxonomy places the organism in Eukaryota, Metazoa, Chordata, Lepidosauria, Squamata, Colubridae. The coding region runs from base 174 to 1430 and encodes 418 amino acids. Gene Ontology annotation, molecular function: GTP binding; GTPase activity. The record is from RefSeq and is a predicted model, not a curated record. Gene Ontology annotation, cellular component: membrane.
UGACUCCAUAAGGGAGAUCCAGUCCUUCUCUCUGAGGAAUCUGGAGACACUGGACAGAGACCCUUCCCAACCUGCGUGGACCUCUUUGAGAAUUACUCCUUUUAGAAGAGCAAGUAAGGAUUUGUGCACACCUUCUCCCUGUCGAGAUAAUCUUCAAAGAACCAAGAACAACGAUGGGCAAUGCAAUUACAAGCAGUUAUCUCUUGAGACAAUUUGAAGAAUUCAGGAGUGAUUUGAGUCAAGGCAGCGUUCACAAAAUAGCAUUGGAGUACGAACAACAUUUAAAUGAAACCACAAAUCUGCCCCUUAAUAUUGCAGUUACUGGGCAGGUAGGUGCUGGUAAAUCCUCCUUUGUCAAUGCCAUUCGGGGUGUAAAGGAUGACGAUGAAGAGGCAGCCACAGUUGGGACAGUAGAACAAACCAAGGAGCCAAAGGCAUAUCCCCACCCUUCUUUCCCUAAUAUAAAAAUAUGGGACCUUCCAGGGAUUGGAACAUCUAGGUUUAAUGCAGCAGAAUAUGUGCAGAAAGUCCAAUUUAAAAAAUAUGAUGUCUUUAUUAUGGUUAUCUCUGAACGCUUUACUGAAAACGAUGCUUUGCUGGCCAAAGAAAUACACAGAAUGAGGAAGAAGUGUUACUAUGUGCGUUCUAAAAUUGAUACCAGUAUCGAAAGUGAAAAGAGGAAAAAGAAUUUCAAUAUGGACAAAACCCUGGCGACCAUCAGGAAAUAUUGUGAAGAUGGUUUGAGAGAGGCAGGUGAUCUCUCUGCCAGAGUAUUUCUGAUCUCUAGCUGGAAGGUACACAUGUAUGAUUUCCCUCUCCUGCAAGAGAGAAUAGCCGCUGAACUUCCUGACCAGAAGAAAGAUAUUUUAACACCAUCUCUGCUUAUUUUCUCUGAAAAUGAAUUGAUGAGGAAAAAAGAGCUAAUGCAAUCAUAUAUAAAGAAGGUGGCAUUGGUAUCUUGUGUUUGUGGAACAUUGCGUGUUCCAGGUCUCUCUAUGCUUUGUGAUAUUGGAAUAUUGCUGAAUGCUCUGAAACGUAUCUGCAACACAUUUGGCUUAGACAACCAGUCCCUCCGGUUUCUUGAAUUUCAGACGGGAAUAGAAUUUGAAGAGUUGAAGUCGGCUAUCAAGAAAACCCCAUUAGCCAAUACAAUCGACAUAGGAUUGGUAUUUUCUCGAUUGAAGAAGUCGUCUCUCUGGGUAACUGUGUCGGCUGUGGAAUUGGUUCUUGAUUUUAUACCUGUUUUUGGGUCUGUGUUUGGUGGAGCAAGUUCAUUUGCUGUCACAUACUAUUUUCUGAACAGCUUUCUGGAUGAUGCGGUGGAAGACGCCCAAAAUCUUCGAGCAAAGCUUCUUGAGCGAUCAGAGUCCCAGGGAAAGCAGCCAUCCUCUUCCCCUUCAAUUAGACACUCAAGCAUUUCAUCCAAAUGAGAGUAAUAAUGUUUCAAUAGCUUAUUAGAACUACCUGCUUUCUUUCUUGUUUUAAUAAUUGUCCAGUUGACGUAUGUGCUUGAGGGCAAAUCACUAUCUUUUCUUGAAGAUGUUUCUCUUCUCAUCCAAAAAGUUUCUUCAGUUCUUGGAUGAGAAGCGAAAUGUCUUCAAGGAAAAACGAAGCCCAGUUGCCUUUUGAAAAAGUAUCUUUGGGACAGCCAGGACCUGAAUGAUCAAGAAUCUCCAUAGACAUCUGUCUGCAGAUGUUUCCAUGGGAAGUCCAAAAUUAAAUAUCUAUAUUCUUUUGGUGGAUGCUCUUCUUUUUUUCUUUUUCCUGUUCUAUGUGUUCACUAUUAUAAAUAAAAAAAACAGUGGAGUUUUUACUAUGAAACUCACAAUAUUAGAAUCCUUUUUUAAAAAUAUCAUGAAAACUACUCAAUGUACUCUUCUAAAGUUAUUAAUGUCACACUGAGCAUUAUUUGUAUACCU